Messenger RNA from Mytilinidion resinicola, 652 nucleotides. RefSeq lists its product as uncharacterized. The record is from RefSeq and is a predicted model, not a curated record. NCBI's taxonomy places the organism in Eukaryota, Fungi, Ascomycota, Dothideomycetes, Mytilinidiales, Mytilinidiaceae. The transcript is spliced from 2 exons. The coding region runs from base 207 to 563 and encodes 118 amino acids.
CUCGACCUCGUGGCUGGCUGGGGACGAGAUCGGGCUCUGGCUUAUGACCAGAUGCCUGCCGCUCACCUUCGCGCUUUGCUCUGACUUCAACCUCACUCUGUCGCGUUUCUUUUGUAGAGCACAUCCACUCGUUAUUUUGAUCUUGUUAGCCGCCACUCCUCGUUUAGACGAAGCAACUGCUAUAUUUUAUUGCUUUGGUCGCAAUCAUGCUGCUCUUGUUUUGGGUCUCAGCUCUCACGGGCCUUGCGUCUGCGGUUCCUACGUCUUAUGAUACAUGUAAACCUCUCCCCACUGGUCAUGGACCAAAAGCGAAACCUGAUACUGUGGAGGAAUUUUAUGCUCUUUCAGCGCUCAAGACUCUAUCAUCUUCGACGCAUACUCCAGAGGGGUAUUCUCGAGUGUUUCAGGGAGAAAAGGGCUCCGUGUCGGCUUCUAAUUACCUUGGCUCCUACAUCUUGACCAGUUAUAGCGCCGAAACCUGUGCUCCGCUGUGUAAUACUAAGAAAGGCUGCGAAGGUUUCAAUAUGUCCGUGUCCGCCAGUUUUAUAAAUUUACCUACUUGACACUCUCCUAGUUUUAUCGAGAGGGAUCCUUCCCUUGAGCCAAAGCCUUCUAAAUGUCCUAACCCACCUUCAACCACAAACUACAAGUG